Molecule: messenger RNA, 186 nt
Organism: Prunus armeniaca (apricot)
Lineage: Eukaryota; Viridiplantae; Streptophyta; Magnoliopsida; Rosales; Rosaceae
Source: the annotation of a GenBank genome assembly
AUGGCGUCAGCCCCCGUGUUUUGGACCUCGGGUAAGACUUGCCUUCGGGCCAGCCCGAGGAGGUGGGUCCCACCCCCCCCCCCGGCCUGGGCUGCUCCGCUGGAACGCCAUUUUUUUUUCCCCCCUAGCCUCGGGCUGGGCUGCACGGGUGGAAAGGCUCUCAUGGGUGGAAUCACAAAUGCAUAG